UGGAGAAGGUGACCAGGCUUGACUGGGCAGGGAAAGACUGGAUUGGGUUUGGGUGCAUUGUACUGGGCUGGUUGGAACUGGACUAUACUGGGAUGCUUCAGAGCAGGUUGGUCUGGGCUCCACUAGGCUGAGCUGGGCUAAACUGGACUGGACCAGGCUGGACUGGGCUGGACUGGGCUACACUGGGCUGUCCCAGCCGGGUGGGUGGUGCUGCCGCUGUCUCCCCGUGCAAGGGGCUGGGGCUCUGCAGCAGCGCGGGGGGCUUGGCUCUCCCCAGGGCCCAUGGAGGAGUCGGACGAGGAUGGGGAGGACAACGAGGAGUUCCUGGAGCGGCUGAUGGUGCAGACGGGCCGCGAGGUGCCGCAGCAGGAGCUGGAGGAGCACUACGCUGUGCUGGAGGAGCUGGGCAGCGGGACCUACGGCCGCGUGGUGCUGACGGAGCCCCGGGAUGGUGGCUCGCCGGUGGUCCUCAAGCUGAUACUGAAGGAGCAGACGGAGCGGCGGGCGUUCCUGCGGGAGUAUUGCAUCGCCCUGUGCCUCUCCAGCCAUGCCGCCUGCCUGCGCGCCCUGCCCAUCGCCUUCGAGACAGCCACACACUUCGCUUUUGGGCAGGAGCUCGCUCCCGCCGGGGAUCUGUGUGCUCUGCUCAACCCGGGGGAGGGCCUGGCGGAGGAGCUGGUGAAGCGCUGCGCAUCCCAACUGGCCGAGGCGCUGGACUUCAUGCACAGCCGUGCCCUGGUGCACCGGGAUGUCAAGCUGGACAACGUGCUGCUCUUCGACCGCGAGUGCCGGCGGGUGAAGCUUGGAGACUUCGGGCUCACCCGCGUGCAGGGCUCAGCAGUGGGUGCCAUGUCUGGCACCCUGCCCUACACCCCGCCGGAGCUCUGCCUGCUGCAGGGCUCUGACACACUGGAGCUGGACUCCAGCCUGGACGUCUGGGCCUUUGCCGUUCUGCUCUUCUGCCUCUGCACUGGCUGCUUCCCCUGGGCUGUGGCCACCAGCUCUGACCCCCAGUUUGAGGACUUCAGUGCCUGGCAGGGCGGCGUGGCGGGGCGGGGGGUGCCGGCGUCCUGGCAAGGAUUCGGCUCUGGGGCACUGGAGAUGCUUCGGCGCUUGCUGACACUAGACCCCGACCGCCGGAGCCCAGCCAUCGAGGUGCAAAAAUACUUGUCCCUGCCCUGGGUGACGGCCCCCAGCACCAGGGAGCCAACACCAAGCAGCUCCCGGUCCCCCCUUACCAGUGGCACAGGGGAGAGCCUGGGGGGCACUGGGGGAUGGGGUGCUGCUGGUGGGGGAGGCGAGGUUCCCAUGCUCCCCACUAAUGCCCUGGCCCCGUGCCGGUAGCCAGCACCUCCUCUCCAUCCCGGGGCUGGUGUCGUGGUGGGCAGUCCCCGGGGGUCUGGGCUCCCUGUCUGAUGCCUGAGGCUUGUGGGGCUAGAAAUGGGCUGCAAGCGCAGGAAGGAGAAGCGAUACCUCGGGCAGCACUUGGAGACCCCAGCCCUGCAGCUGGAUGCCCAGCACCUUGCAAAUCGAUGUCACUCAGCAGUGGUGACAACAGUCCACCGGAGCAGCGUUGCACAGCUCUGAGAUACACAAGGGAAACCCAAGGCAGAAGCAGCCCACAGGAUGACAGAGAGGAAAAGGAGGAGAGCAAGCAACUAAUUAGAAAUUAAAGCUGUUAAGGCUGAUGCAAGACCUUGGCAGAGGCAAAUUGUGAAAUUGCUCAGCAGAGGAACCCAGAAAUGCAUCUGACCUUGACCUUGACCUCCUUCUUGCACCUUUGGGAUGAGGAGGUUGUCACAUUAGGGAAGAUGCUAAACAGCCUCCCUGGGGGGUAACUGAUGUAAUUAGGUAGAGGUGCUAAACAGAUUCCUGGGGGGUUAAGGAGCUAGAGAAACAAGUGUAAGCCCUCAAGGCAUGCAGCUGAACUGGGGUGUGAUGGGGCUGGGAGGAACUGCCAAGUGGAUCUCUAGGACUUGAGUUAAAACCAGACAAACCUGGGAUCUGGCUCUGUCUGAACAAUAACACGGGCAGCGUGAUUUGCACCCUUAAGGGCUGGAUGUGGCUUGGCUGAUAUUGCAAAAGGCUAAAGAGACACAGCGAGAGGGCAAACUGGGACGGCUCUGAGUGUGCAGGAGGGAACAUGAAAAUCAGCUUCAACAGCUGCAAAUACUCUCCAUCUUCAACAAGGAAGGGACUAGACAGACUCUGGAGAGAGUUUGUGGGGUGAGCUCAAGGUUUGGAGGCUGGACAAACACCUGCCCAGGCUCAACCAUCCGUCUGGUCCCCACUGGUUUUCCCAUCAGCCAGCUGGGAGGAGAGCAGCGGGGAGGAGAGCAGCAGGGUCCCAUGAACUUUGGUACCUAACCUUGGUGCCUCACCAUGCCCGGGCAGGGCUCUGCCUGCUUGGGAGCGCAGUCCUGUGAAUCUCUGCACCCCUUUGAGCAGUCUGCACCUCAGUUUUAGGAUAUGGGGCUCCUGGAGCUUCCUCCUGGGGCCCCUCCACGUUCUGCCUGGUGAGCUUGUGCCCACCCCACCCCAGGGACCCCCAGCUGGGGGAAGCUGCUCUGCUAUCGGCAGAGGAUCCAUCUCCUGCAUUGCCAACCCUGGUGCAAAGUGGAAGGAGAGGGAAAAAAUUAGCUGAGAUGACAGAAUCACAGAAUGGUAGGUGUGGUAGGGACCUUCGGAGACCAUCUAGUCCAACCCCCUGCCAAAGCAGGUUCACCGAGAGCAGGUUGGACAGGAACGCAUCCAGGUGGGUUUGGAAGAUCUCCAGAGAAAGAGACUCCACCACCUCUCUGGGCAGCCUGUUCCAGGGCCCUGCGACCCUCAAAGUAAAGAAGUUCCUCCUCAUGUUGAGAUGGAACUUUCUGUGUUCCAAUUUGUGUCUGUUGCCCCUUGUCCUGUCGCUGGGCACCACUGAAAAGACCCUGGCCCCAUCCUCCUGACACCCGCCCUUUAGAUAUUGAUAAGCAUUGAUGAAAUCCUCUCUCAGUCUUCUCUUCUCCAGGCUAAACACACACACAGGUCUCUCAGCCUUUGUCAUCAGAGAGGUGCUCCAUCCCCUUGAUCAUCUUUUGUAGCCUCUGCUGGACUCUCUCCGAUAGUUCUCUGUCCUUCUUGAACUUGAGGAGGGGGGACAGAACCAAACACAGUACUCCAGAUGUGUCUUUAACCAGUUGAGGAGGGAAAUGACCUCCCUUGACUUGUUGGCCACUCUCUUUUUAAUGCACCCCAGGAGACCAUUGGCCUUCUUGGCCAUGAGGGCACAUUGCUGCCUCAUGGUCAACUUGUUGUCCACCAGGACUCCCAGGUCCCUCUCUGCUGAAGCUUAAUAAAAUUCUCUGUUAUUUUG
This is a messenger RNA of Chroicocephalus ridibundus (black-headed gull), 3355 nucleotides long. RefSeq names its product serine/threonine-protein kinase SBK1-like. The record is from RefSeq and is a predicted model, not a curated record. Gene Ontology annotation, molecular function: ATP binding; protein serine/threonine kinase activity. The coding region runs from base 283 to 1344 and encodes 353 amino acids. Gene Ontology annotation, biological process: peptidyl-threonine phosphorylation; peptidyl-serine phosphorylation. The transcript is spliced from 3 exons. Lineage: Eukaryota; Metazoa; Chordata; Aves; Charadriiformes; Laridae.